This is a messenger RNA of Prunus avium (sweet cherry), 1382 nucleotides long. RefSeq names its product NAC domain-containing protein 43. Gene Ontology annotation, biological process: regulation of DNA-templated transcription. Gene Ontology annotation, molecular function: DNA binding. Lineage: Eukaryota; Viridiplantae; Streptophyta; Magnoliopsida; Rosales; Rosaceae. The record is from RefSeq and is a predicted model, not a curated record.
CUUUCACUAAUCAAAAUGGCGCCUGAGAACAUGAGUAUAUCUGUAAAUGGGCAAUCCCAAGUCCCUCCUGGAUUUAGAUUUCAUCCAACAGAAGAGGAGCUCUUGCAAUACUACUUGAAGAAGAAGGUUUCAAAUCAGAGUAUUGAUCUGGAUGUUAUCCGAGAUGUUGAUCUCAAUAAGCUUGAGCCAUGGGAUAUACAAGAGAAGUGUAAAAUAGGAACCACACCGCAAAAUGAUUGGUAUUUCUUCAGCCAUAAGGACAAGAAGUACCCCACCGGAACACGAACAAAUCGUGCAACUGCCGCCGGAUUCUGGAAGGCCACUGGCCGUGAUAAGGUGAUAAGCAGUAACUGCAGGCGGAUCGGUAUGAGGAAGACACUUGUGUUCUACAAAGGCCGAGCUCCCCAUGGCCAAAAGUCCGAUUGGAUAAUGCAUGAAUAUAGACUUGAUGACAACAACACUAGCAAUUGCAUCACUAAUGUGCCAAUGAUUGUGGGAGAGGCAGCGCAAGAGGAGGGAUGGGUGGUUUGCCGAAUCUUCAAGAAGAAAAACCUCCAUAAAAUUAGUCCGGGCAGCACAAUCAUGAGCGCCACCACUUCAUCCUUGACAACAGAAACAAGAAGUGCCCAAUCCCUGUUUGAUUCAUGCCCUGAGGGAGCUUUGGAGCAAAUGCUUCAAUACAUUGGAAGGACCUGCAAAGAAGAAGAGAAUGAAGCCAACAACAUGAGCACAAGAUUCAACCUCCAACCCAUCAACAAUCACAAUGGCUACAAUGAGAGGUUCUUGAAGCUUCCAAGCCUAGACAGCCCAAACUCCACCAGCAGCCAAGACUGCUACCAACCCAAUAUUCAUGAGGAGAUGAUGGGCGCAGAGAAUAAUAUUGAUGAGGAUUUUCAGCACCAAAUGGACUCAGGGCUCACCAACUGGGCAGCCCUCGAUCGCUUUGUGGCCUCACAACUGAAUGGCCAAGCCGAGACCUCUAGACAAUUGGCUUGCUUCAGUGACCCUUACGAUUGCAAUGAUGAUCAUCAUGAGCUCCAAUUACCAACAACUCUACGAUCAAUAUCUUCAUCUUCAUCCAACAAAUCCUACCAUGCCACCCAAGACUACAACAACAGCGAGAUCAACCUCUGGAGCUUUGCUCGGCAAUCAUCAUCUCUGUCGUCCUCCGACGCGCUGUGCCACGUGUCGAACGGUCCUAUAUAACGGAACAACCCAAUAUCAUAUAAGAAUGUUAUCUAGUCCAUCAAAGUCAGAGGAAUAUAAUUACAAGCACAGUAAUAUAUGUUAGACAAAUAAAGGUUAAUUAUUAGUUAACAAGUUUUUAUAGAUGGGUUGGCAUUGUCAAGUACCAUUAUCUUAGGUUAAUCACCAUGUUUACU